GAGAAUCGCCCAUCAAAGACUGGGCCCACUCAGCGGCCAACCAACACACGGCAGCUGGGCAGCUGGACGCAGUCUACACGCCCGGUACAUAAAUGCGCCUUAUAUCAGCUGGGGUCCACCUGGUUUAGCUUCAUCUGCUCGAAACCAUUAGCCUCGCCAAGAAAGCGCGUCCUCUGCGGCUUUAAUCGCGACGGGUGCACCCAGUUCAGGUCACAGCUAGGGACCCUGGCCAGGCAUUACCCGUGGCUGCCUCGGCCAUAGACACGGUGACAACUCAGGAUGUCUUGGACACGCGGUGACGUGCGGCUGCGAGGGCUCCUACUUGUGCUCGGCACAUUCGCCCUGGUGGGCAUUGAGCCCGUUUCGGCACGCACAGUGAAGCCGAAGUAUUUUCUUCAGAAAGCGCUGCCACUUAAUUUAGUCGUGACGACGCCCGUGGAGCUCUCAAACUCGGACUCGGCGUCAGUCGGCCUAUAUGGGAGGCAGGCGCUCACGGCGGUGUUCUCCCGCCCGGUGAUAGCUUUGGGCUCUGACUUUGGUACCCCGGCGUCGGAGCAGAAGCUCCCGUUCCGCCUCAACUGCCCGGUGCCGGGCAAGGCGCGCUGGGUGACCACCACCAUCGCACGCUUUGACGCGGAUGUGGACUGGCCCACGGACCUGGAUUGUGAGCUGACGUGGACCGCUGGCCUUACAAGCUAUGAUGGCGCUCCUCUGCAGCUCGGCGACACACCAGCGUCUCGCAAGCUCAGCAGCAGCCCGCUGACGCUGUCCAUUAGCGACGUGCUGUCGGACAAGGCCGACGAGCUGACGGAUGGUCGCUGGGCCUCAAGCCUGGGGCUGCCGGACGACAGCUACCUGGAGGUGCCGCCCGAUGGCCGCAUCGUGGUGCAGUUUUCUGGCAAGGUCCACCUGGCCACCCUACAGAGCUACCUCAAGGUGGCGGAGGGUGUGCAGGGCAAGGGCGCCGAGGCGGCCUUCACUCUGGCGCCUUGCCAGAGCCCCGCGCCCUGGAUCUUCCCCUACACCAGCGCUACCGGCACUGGCACCCAGGGUGCCACUACGCCUCUGAGCCUGGACGUCAAUGCCACCUGCGUCGAGGUCUCGCCCAAGAACCUCAAGCCCGACACUGUCUACGCUGUGCGGCUGCCGGUGGGCUCGCGCUAUUUCGGCCUGUCGGGGCCGCUGCAGUCUGAGGCGGUGGCGCCCUUCCGCAGCCUGCGCCCCUUCCGCUUCUACUUCCAGCAGAGCUCCUGGCAGAACGUGUGGGCCGGAACCAAGUACCGCCGCUUCGACCUGGGGCUGCUGCACGGCCUGGGUUCCGCCGUGACCUCGGCGGCGCUGGCGGGCCGCAUCAGCCUGUGCGCGCGCGGCCCCGGCGGCGCCUGCAGCCCCGUGCCCUUCAGCCUGAGCCUGGUGUACAAGGGCCUGGCGCGGCUGAGCGUGGACAGCCUCAAGCCCGGCACCCAGCACACCAUCACGGUGGCGGGCGCUGCCUCCAUCAUUGACGGCUACGACCAGGCGCUGCAGGGCUCCUCGCUCACCUUCUACACCAGCUACGUCGACUACUCCUUCGUCGGCCCCGCGCUGUCCAAUAUGGCCCUGCUGGAGCCCGCUGACGUGGAUAGCCUGGCGUCCUGGCCCUUCGUCAGCCGCGGCCCGCCGCCGCUGAACCCUGACCAGCCCUGGUACCAGCCCGCCUUCGCCAACCGCAUUGACGCGUGGGAGGUGGACAUCAGCGUGGAGCGCAACCGCGUCAUGCUGCUCAAGUCGGUGGUGCAGUCCUCCUUCGGCCAGAUGAACCUGCAGUCCAUCUUUGGUGCGCCCGCCGCCAGCGUGGCGGUGCCCAUCGAGCUGCGCACGCCCGGAUCCGGCGCCGACUGGCAGCAGCUGUCGCUGUCGCUGGCGGGCGCCAAGGUCCGCGUCGUCAGCUUCUGCUGCAACAGCCAAGGCGGCAUCAGCGACGCCAAGCUGCUGGUGCGCAGCGGCCUGUCGCUCAACGUGGUGCAGCUGGGCGACACCUUCCGGGCCUGGCUGCUUGAAUCCAGCGAGGGGGGAGCCGCUGUUGCGGGUGCCACCGUGUACAUCCACGUCCUACCCAACAACGGCCGCAGCAGCGUCAUUUACACAAGCCCGGACGCGGUCAUGCUGGGCACGUGUGUUACUGGCGCUGACGGCGUGUGCACCAUCACCAAGAACUCCGACAGCGACUGGAGCCAGGUGGCGGCGUUCGCGCUCACGACCGACGGCCGCGCCGCCGUGCUGCCAUCCGCCGGCUACAUCAACCCCGACUCGCCGCCUGCCAACUACGUGGCUUCGCUGGUGGCUGACCGCCGCGUGAUCGUGCCCGGCGACAGCCUCAAGGUCACCGGCUUUGUGCAGCAGGUGUCUGCCACCGGCCUCAAGCUGCCGGCUGAGUCAUGGGUGGUGGUGGAGGUGUCGCCCAACUGGCAAGCCUCUGCCUCCGGCGCCUCUGGCGGCACCACCACCGGCGGCGGCGGCGUCAUUAGCCCGGGCCGCGGCCUCAUGGACGGCGCCGUGGCUGCUGCUGUCGCUGCUGACACGGUCAGCGCCGUCGGCCCCUUCUCGACCGAGGCUGCUUUGCCUGUUGCCACCAUCGCCGCCGAGCUGCCGGUUGCCGGCCGCACCGGCCGCGGCCUGCGCGGCUCCACCUCUUCCUCGUCUGCCGGCGCGUCGGCGGUAGCUGUCGGUGUCUCCACCCCUAUGACCGGUGCCAAGCCCACCGGCGGCGUCAGUGCUGGAGGCUCCACCGGCACCACCGGCAAUGCGCUCACUGGCGUGCCGACCCGGUAUUUCGCCAAGAUUGAUGGCGCCUCGGGCGUGCUUCAUGUGGAAGUGCCCAUCCCCGCCUACGCGCGCCUGCAGCCCUACACGCUGCAGCUGCGCCUGCCCAAGGCCGGCACCGCGCUUGCCUCGGGCGCCCGUCCCGACGACGCUACGGCCGCUGGCUGGUCCGACGUGGCUGGCUCGCUUGGAUUCACGGUUGCUGACCCGCGCCCGCCCACCGCCGAGCUAAAGGUGGACGUGCCUCCAUGGGUGCUGCCCACCGCCGCCGUGGCGCUCAAGCUCACGGCAGUCAGCUACGUGGGUGCGCCCGUGGACAACUCGCCCAUCACCGUGACCUGGAGCCACAGCAAGGCGAGCGGCGUGAUCAAGCUGACCACGGGGCUGGACGGCGUGGCCUCCACCACCCUGGACUUGGGCGCGCUGCCCGAGAUCAACCGCACCACCGCCUACGACACGCUGUCCAUCGCAGCUGAGUGGGUGGGCCCCACCCGUGAGCUCAUCCAGAAGUCCGCCACAAUUAUCCUGGCGGACGGCCCCGCCCGCCUGCAGCUGCAGACGUCCCUGGACACCGACGUGCCGGGCGUGGCCUUCGCGCUGGGCGCCCAGCUCACCUCCAAUGUGGACGGCUCGGCCAUCACCGGCCUCGCCGUCACCGCCACCCUCAAGCCCGACACCUCCGCCGGCCCCGCCGCCUGCGCCGACACGCCCAGCUGCGCCACCACCAGCGGCGCGGGCCUGGACGCGGGCUGCCAGCUGGCGCUGCCGUGCGUGGGGCGCUUCGUGCUGGAGGCGUGCGCAACGACGGCAUCAGGUCCGGUGUGUGCGAACCAGACCUUGGGUCGCAACACCACGGAGUGGUCUCUGGACCCCCUGGACAGCUUCCCCGCGCCCAACUUCCUCACCGAUAAGGCCUCGUACAAGAUUGGCGAGAGCGCCACUGUCAGGUUCCAGAACCCUUGGGCCGGAGCCCGGCUGAUGCUGACGUGGGGCAACAACUACGCCUCCAAGCACGAGGUGGUUGCCUCGCUGCCCGCCGGCCUCGCCUCGCACACGUUCGGCCCGUUGGGCAACGAGUGCCUGGGCGGCUGCAGCGUCUCCUUCGUUCUGGACGUGCCGCGGCUGUCCGCCUCGGCGCUGCCGCUGCCGCCCCCGGAGCAGCUCAAGGUCAGCAAGCUGUAUGACCCCCGCGCGCCCGCCACCUACAGCCAGCAGCUGUCGCUGACGGUGCUGCCGGAGAACGAGCUGGCCGUGACUGUGGCCGUGGCGGCGGCGCCGGGCGUGACGGCGGGAAGCAUCACGGACGCUGAUGGCAAGCAGCUGCUUUCCAUUGAGCCCGGCAGCGAGGCGACGGUGACCGUGACUGUCGGCAGCGUCGGUGCCGGCGCCUCCGUGACUGUGUACGGCGUGGACAAGGCGUUCCUGGACCUGCUGCCGUACCCGCUGCCGGCGCCGCAGCAGGAGGUGGUGCUGCGGCUGGCGGCGGCUGUGGCGGCGUACGGCCCCAGCGCUUACCGCCUGGCGCCUGGAGCGGUGCAGGCCGUGUUCGCAAAGCUCAUGAGCCGCCUGACCGGCCUGGACCCCUGGCUGCCCGCCGACACCACCGUGCGCCCCGGCGACACCGGCGCCUACUUCCGCACGCCCUACUACUCGCCCAGCGCCACGGCCUCGGCCGCCGCGGUGGACAUGGAGGACGCGGCAUACCUGGCGCUGUACACGAGCCCGCUCACCUACCUGGCGUCGCAGACCUACAUUGGCCGCUACGGCGGCUGCGGCAUCACGUGCAUGGACUCCGCGGCCAGCAAUGGUGGAGGCACGAACGUCGUUUCCGCCCCCAGCGUCCGGCCUUUGCCUGGGCAGGGCGCCGCCACCGAUGAUCAGUCCAAGGGGGUGACUGCCCCCGAGAGUGGCGGCAGCAGCGGCAGCGGCGGCAGCAGCUCCAAAACCGACAGCAGCGUCACCGUCCGCCAGGAGGCUGACUUCAUCGUGACGCCGCUGUUCACCACCGCCGUCACCGACGCGUCCGGUGUGGCUCGCGUGGCCUUCACCGCGCCGCCCAACCUGGGCACGUUCGUGCUGCGCGCCUUCGCCGCUUCUGGCGCCGCCGCCAAGUACGGCUCUGGCGAGGCCAAGCUGGCGGUGCGGCGGGCGCUGUCGCUGACGCCCAGUGUGCCGCGCUUUGUGCGUGUUGGCGACCAGUUUGAGGCGGGCGUGGUCGUCACCGUAGGCUCCGCGCCGGCCAGCGUCACCGUCAGCCUAAAGCUGGAAAACGCAGCCGACAGCCCUCUGACGCUCAACGGUGUCACCUCCAAGACUGUGACCAUCGCAGCGGGCGGCGGUCUGCAGCAGGAGGUGCGCUUCAGCUUCACGGCGGUCGCCAUCGCGAGCGCUACGCUGGUAUUUGAUGCGGUGGACUCGGCGGCCGGCGGCGGCUCCGACAGCCUGAGCCUGGAGGUGCCGGUGUACGGGCAACAGGGCGACGUGUGGGUGGCGACCUCCUUCGCGCUCAAGGCGCUGCCCGCCUCCGACUCGGAUGUGGUGCAGUGGCAGGAGGGGCUGGCGCUGCCGGACGCAGUGCCGGGAAGCGGCGGCCUAGCUCUUACGGCGGGUGUGGGCUACUGGCCCUCCAUCGCGGCCACCUACGACAACCUGGCGCAGCGGCAGGAUGACUACAGCGGCUACGCCUAUGCGCAGCCCUCCAUGCUGUGGGCGGUGCAGCCGCCGCUGCUGCAGCGCUACGGCCAGCCCGCCUCCGCCGCCGGGCCCGAGGCGCUGCUGCACACGGCCUACACCAACCUGGGCCGCCUGACGCUGUCCAACGUGGGCCUGGUCUACUCCGACCCCUCGCGCUGGUACUCCUGGACGCCGACACGCACCGACAUGUACCUCAACAGCUGGGCGCUGUUCCUGGCUGCCGAGCACGCCGCCUCCGGCAAGGCCCUGUCCGGGGACCUGGCCGCCGCCUACGCCACCGACUGGUCGGGCCUGGCCGGCAACCUGGUGCCGCUGUGGCGCGCGGCGGUGGAGCGGCAGCUGAUCCAGGACGCACGCGACGCGCGCAUGUACUCCAACAACAAGAACGCCUACGAGGAUUGGUACACGCUGGCCUGGGUCAGGCUGGCCAUGGGCCCCGACUGGAACCCGCCCGCCUGGCUGGAGUCUCCCAUCAACAACGACCUGUCGCUGGCCACCCUGCUCAACGCCGUCAGCGCCAAGAAGGCCGGUCGUGAGACGCGCGUGCUCCUGUCGCUGUACCUGCAAGCUCUGGGCUCCGCGGCGCCUUCCUCGCCGCUUGUGGCCAACACGGUGGCGGAGGUCACCUCGGCGCUGCGCACGCAGGGCCGCACCGCCUACGUGGCCACCGGCCCUGGAGCCGCCUCCGCUGCGUCGCUGGACGAGCAGGCCCUGGCCCUGCUGCUGCUGCUCCGCUCCGGCGCAACACACCAGCUCAUCCCCAAGCUGGCGGCCUACGUGGCCAACCCCAGCCAGGCGGGCGGCAGCGUGGGCUGGUUCAGCAUGUACCCCUCCGAGGCCGCGCAGGGCCUGGCGGGCGUGGCACUGGCGGCCUACGACGAGGCGCGCGGCAGCACCAAGCCCGACGUGGAGCUGUUUGCUGACGUGAAUGGCCUCACCGUGCUGGAGGCCACCUUCCGCACCGGUGCUAACGCGCCCGUCAGCAACACCACCGCGUGGGAGGACCUGCCGUCGCCGCCCACCGGAUCCCCCUCAGAGCUCAACUUCGAGGUAACCGGCACCGGCGAGGUGUCUGUGGCUGCGUCGCUCCACUUCGUUCCCUCCGCGCUGCUGUCGUUCCCCUCCUACCGCGGGCUGUACGUGGAGGCGGCGCUGCAGCAGGUGGACCCGCGCACAGGCGGCCCCACCGGCGGCCGCCUGGCGGCGGUGCCGCUGGGCUCGGUGGUGGCGCUCACAGUGCAGCUGACCACUCCCGACGACCUGGGCGCGGUCACGCUGUCCGUCAUGAUGCCCGGAGGCCUCGAGCCCCUGGACCCCAACCUGGUGGCGGGAGCUGACAGCGCCUGCACCGACAGCUGGGUGGACGGCAGCAGCUGGGGCUAUGUCUACCGCUGGUACUACUGGUUCCCCAUCUGCCCUGCCCAGGAGACGCGCCCAAGUGUGGUCACCUUCAACUACCUGUCCCUGCGCGCCGGCACCUCAUCCGUGGUCAUCAAAGCCGUGGCCGCCACCGCAGGCACAUUCGUGGUGCCUCCUAUCCGCGCCUGGGUGGACGAGCAGCCCGAGCUCAUGGGCAGCACCGCCGGCGCCAAGAUCAGCGUGUGCGCCGACUGCGCCGGCCCCACCUACGGCGCGCUCCCGCCGCCCCCUAAGCCCUGUCCCGCCGACUGCUCCGGCAACGGCGUGUGCAACCUCAAGACCGGCAAGUGCGUGUGCAACGCCUACUGGACGCGCGCCGACUGCUCGCGCAUGGUGCCUGCUUAGGCUAUACCGUGGCACGGAGUUGACGCGACACGCGCGUACGAUGCUCACCUCACAUUAUGUGGUGUGCCAGCGGCGGAGUCCAUGGAAUACCUGUUUUGAACUCAGAGGCCGCUUGUUCCGGCGGAUGGUGGAGACACGUUUUUGCACUGGAUUAAUUGGCGUGACGUGAGCCGUACGAAAGAAUGGUGGCAAGUAGUAAGGCGUGCAGCUUCGAGCUAUUGGCGACGCACAUCACAACCGCCGCCGGUGUCUACCUUCGGGUCCGGGCAGCGCGCAGCUUGAAGGACAUUUUCCAAGGAUAGCAGAGCCUUAUGGGCAUAGUUCCGCUCCAUGCCGGCCCCUACGGCCCUCAUGGUUGACUCAGUACUCUCCUACAAUUUCCGGUACUUGAUAUGCGUUUUGAUCAAGGUAUGAUUGAUGCGUUUGCUACUGUGGUGCUGGAAUUGCGUGCGUGCAUUUCUAGUCUCGGGUACUGAAAGGAAAUGUGGUUUACCGGGUCCACCAAGCACUCCAUAAUUCAAGGUGCGCUGGGUUCUGACGUCAUUGCUUUGGCAUUCUUGUAUUAUCAUGGACAAGGUGAGCGCUCCGAACUGCGUUAGCCUGCGCUGCAAGGCCUUGUCUGGCGGCAGCAUGUGGCCGUGGAGAGACAACGGUUUGCGCGGUAGAUAAUUUUGCCGCUAGUACUUCUGUGGUCGGAUGAGGGUCAACACACCGGUAGGGCUAAAGGAGAGACGGAGGGGAGGCCCUGUCGGCACGAGAUGCUAGGCUGGUACUGUGAGUUCUCAACGUCGGAGUUUUGAGCAUUGGAGAUGGGAGUGCUGCACGCGCAUUUACAAGCAUGCCGCCUGACCAUGGCUCGAACACGCAUCCAGCUUCCUGAAGCGCCAGCACAGACACGCACGCAUGCACGCAUAUACAUACGCCGUUGGCAUCAUCGCAUCAUGUAUCCUCGCUCUCGGCCGUGGAUGGACCUGAGCCUUUAGUAAUGCUGGCUACAGGCCGUAAUCACCAAAAAGCCACUGGAAGAGAGCGUAGCG
This is a messenger RNA of Chlamydomonas reinhardtii, 8297 nucleotides long. RefSeq lists its product as uncharacterized. Lineage: Eukaryota; Viridiplantae; Chlorophyta; Chlorophyceae; Chlamydomonadales; Chlamydomonadaceae. Gene Ontology annotation, molecular function: endopeptidase inhibitor activity. The record is from RefSeq and is a predicted model, not a curated record. The coding region runs from base 280 to 7260 and encodes 2326 amino acids. The transcript is spliced from 39 exons.